Molecule: messenger RNA, 461 nt
Organism: Anopheles maculipalpis
Lineage: Eukaryota; Metazoa; Arthropoda; Insecta; Diptera; Culicidae
Gene: ORMDL
Product: ORM1-like protein
Exons: 3
Coding region: 3-461 (152 amino acids)
Biological process (GO): ceramide metabolic process; intracellular sphingolipid homeostasis; negative regulation of ceramide biosynthetic process
Cellular component (GO): endoplasmic reticulum membrane
Source: RefSeq, a predicted model, not a curated record
AAAUGAUUGCCGGUGGAAAUGGCGAUCCCAAUCCCAACUCAUCCUGGCUCGAUUCACGCGGUUUGUGGCUAGCGUACGUGCUGGGUAUUACUAUCUUUCAUCUCGUGCUACUGUCGAUACCGUUCGUGCAGAUUCCGUACGCCUGGACCAUUACAAACAUCUCCCACAAUAUGGCUCACCUAUACUUUCUGCAUCUGAUCAAAGGCGCACCAUGGAUGAGUAUCGAUGCGGGUGAAAAUCGUAAAUACACGCACUGGGAACAGAUCAACUGCGGGGAGCAGUUCACGACGACGAGAAAGUUUCUUACUACUGCUCCAAUCAUCCUAUUUCUUCUCACGUGUCUCUACACCCGGAACGACAUCGAUCAUUUUACUGUAAACUUUAUCUCACUAGUAGUGGUUCUCGUACCCAAGCUACCGCAAUUCCAUGGCGUACGAUUGUUUGGCAUUAACAAGUACUAA